CUUGAAGCUUUUGGUGCUGGAGGCGGAGAAAGAAAAGGGCAGAGGACGCGCACAAACCCGCUUGCUGGCAGCAAAGCAAGAUUAAGAAAUAAUAUCUAGAAGCUAGCACGCCGACAGCAUCAUCGCGCAUUGCGGAGAGAGCACGCGGCGAGGAGAACACGCACGCUAGAGAGACAGACGGCCUCAGCUGGAGGGGCAUCCUAGCGCACACACACCUAGACGAGACACCACCUCCAUACCUGCCCGUCGUCCAAGGCGGCCUCGCCUGAAUCUUAUCCACUUCGUUCUCCUCACCUGGUCAUCUCAAGGCAAGCCCUCUCUCGGUCCUUACCCUUUUCUGACCAGGCCCAUCUAUUCGGCUCUCUUUUUUUUUCUUUUUUUCUUCAUCUUCUUUCCACAUUCCUCCCCCGAUUUGCUCAGCCUUGUUCCCCGACUCCGCAUCUAGGCUCAUCCUUGAUGCGUCUCACUCUCGAGGACCAACCGCGAAGUCGUCGCCUCGAGCAUUUUUUUGUCAGGGCAUUCAAUCUCCCUCGCCAGCCGAUAGCAGCCUCGGCGACCAACACACUGGCAGCAUCAACGGCAUCCGCAUCCACAUCCUGUCAGUGUCACCCGCAGCGAUCCAGAGGUUGCGGCCAAUCAGCGAGGCGUCGCAUAAACAGAAACAUUUCCAGAAAAACCCACACCCCAGAACGUGGUUGCCCCAGCGUUCAGGCUUUGAUACAGCCGACCCCUCGCAGCCACAUUGGACAUUGAAGAACACAGACCACCACACCCAGGCAGAGCAACCCCUCUUUCUAAACCGCCCACCCCAAACUCCAAGCCCGCGCCAGCUGUUGUUUCUUUAUUAGCGGCGCGCUGCUGAGCUAAAGCCGACGCUCCUGUCGACUCUGCAUACCCGACCCCGACCUCGCAAACCUGCCUAUCUGCUUCUCUCCCUCUCGCCCUCGAAUCCCCAUCCAGUGCUAGCCUCCCCAGUGCCGCCCGACCAUCGAUCUGGAGUGCGCGCGUGUCAAUAGACUCCGGCUGUCCUAGAUCGGAGCGACGAGGCGCGCCCAACUGCUUGCCUUGCCAAAAAAAAUUUUUUGGCACUAUCCUUGUCAGACAACCAAGCUUGCGCUGCAACCUCGAUCCAUUCCCAGCCCGACAGCCCAGUGCGACAGCCCAUCAGCCGGCGCCAACAAUGGGCCACGCAUAGCUCCGUUGCAACCCGUCGUGGCCCAAAGAAAAGCCGGAGCUGCUGUACAAGGCGAGGCCGCAUUCUACCCGACCAUCUCUUUUUGUUCCACCUUUUCCCACUCCGUCUCACUCAUCCAUUUCGCCCGGGCGCCCACCUAAUUGAGGAAAGGAAAAGGAAAAAGGAGGAAAAAAUAAAGCGAGAAGAAAAAGAACGAGAAAAAAAAUACCUUUCCAAGAGAAUCGUGUGGGUUUCUAGAGGCAGGCUUUUAGACUUGGGCGAUUUUAUACCCCCUUACAGCGACUUCCCGCCGUAAUUCCUUCGAUUCCCCUUCCACCCAACCUCCCUCCCUACAUACUAUCUUUCUUCCUUUACCUCGCUAUUCCCCUUUUCCGCGCCUCGACCUGGACCUUACGACUGUCCAUGUUAAUUAUCGACGACGCCCCACACUUCUGACGACGUACGACACACGACCGACGCGAGUAGGCCUAGGCUCGCAAGCCUAAAAAAAGAAAGGAAACAAAGACAGCGGCGUUUCCUGGAGCCGACGCAACGAGGGUGCAUUACUUAUUCUUCUUUUAUUUUCAUCUUUACGAACGACGCGCCCGACGGCCUCAAGCAUCUUAGACUGUCCCUUUCUUUCAGAUACCCCCCGCGGCCUAUAGAUUUGGAUCAUCUGCACAUCGACUGACCUGGUAACCACUCUCAUCCAUCAUAAUUCUUGGCUGUGGAGCCAUCAUCCUCGCCGUCACGCAAAGCACGCAAGACACAAGCACGCACCAUCCGCAUUCCCCCGUCCGAGAGCACGGGCUGCGUAAACUGCGUGAUCGGGCAUCCUUGCUGCCUGACAACCGUCCCGGCGAGCAGCCGUGCGUCCCGGGACGAAACCAUCCUUUUCUCGAGAGGAUCUGGUGUGCAUGAGGCGUCGCUGUCGUCCCUUCGCGCGUCACCUUGUACCCCUCACUGACGAUGAGCUCCGGCACGCUCAAGACCGGUGCCCCGUCCAAAGGCGCCGUAGGCCUCACUGCGGCCACAGCAAACGGCUUGCUGGACAAACUGCAUCGACGGGCGACCCCUGACUCAGAGGCUCUGGCCAGCUCCGAGGACGAAGCGGAGAACCGCCAGGACCAACCCCAUCCGUCCAUCCCCCAGCACAAGCCCGUUCGCAGGGCGUCGUGGUUGAACGACACGAGCCAGAGUGCUAGCCGCCCCAGGAAAGGCUCAUUUGCCAGCAGCAACAUGUCUCCCACGGCUUCCCACCCGAGCACCCCCUCGGUCGAGCCUGGUGCUGGUGGCGCCUGGGGUUCUCAUCCCAACCCAGCCGUCUUGAGUCGUGCCCAUACGGCCUCGAGCGCCUUUUCUUGGGGCACGGCCAUAUGGAACACGGAGAGGAAGGAGCCGCCUUCGAGGCUCUCCGAAGUUCUGCCUUCGCCAACCUCGCUCCAUCCUCCAGGGUCUAGCGGCUCUUUCUUUCCCGCGUCCGAAGUCGGUCCGCCUCAGACCUCUCCGGGACCCAGGGAUGCUCCGAAUUCACAAAUACCCUUCGCUAUCCCUCUGCAUCCCACGCCCAAGACGUAUCGAUCGCAAUCUUACUCGGUCGGCCAGCUCGAUCCUGACUCGACGACAGGUGUCAUGGGCGGCUCGGCCAUCCUGGGUGGCCGGUCUCGGCCGAUCCCGCACUCUGGACUCCAGCACCGCCCCUCACGGCCUAGCAUGCUCAGUGAGAUGUCGAAUGAAGGCAUGCUGGGCAAGGUUAAGGAGGUCGACGACGACGAUGAGGAGAGUGGUGAAUCUUUGCAAGGGAGCCAGCACCAGUCCGUUGACAGGACUAUUGAGAUGCUGACGAGGGAGAAUCAGCUUCUCCGACAACAACAACAACAACAACAACAACAACAACAACAGCAGCAGCAGCAGCAACAACAACAGCAGCAGCAGCAGCAGCAACAACAGCAGCAACAGCACCAGCAGCACCAGCAGCAGCACCACCACCACCAACAGCAGCACCAGCAACAACAGCAGCAGCAGCAAUAUCACAACUCUCGCUUGCGACCUAGAGCAUCUACCGGGUAUGGUCUGGGCAAUGGAUACGGUAUCCAGGCGCCCGUGACAGAGGAGCUGGACUAUGCUAUCGAUGAGCUGGAUGAGUCAUACGACGGAAGCGAUGUUGCAGCCAGAAGAGCGCUGGGUCGGCGGAUGAGCGAGUAUGGUGUGGGUGCCCCUCACUUCCGCUCGCCGUUCACCGUGGAAAACAGGAAGCUGGAGAACGUCAAAAAGGCCUAUUGGCAGAGCUCCCUGGGUUUUGGUGGUCUCGGUGACCUUCCCCAGAGUCGGAGGCAUUCUUUUGCCGAUGUCCCGCAAAGGCAGCCAUCAAUCAGCUCUCUUGCCGACCAGGUCCUGGCCCACGAAGGGCUCACACAGGAGCCGCAGUCUGCGCAGGAUUUCAACUCGCCGUUUCCCGAAAAUCCUACGUUCCCCGCUACGAACCACGCAUCCUAUUUCACCGGCGCUGCAAACAUGGCGAGCGCUCCGCAACAGCAGCAGAUUGUGGGGCAUCAUGCGUUCGCUAGUCCGUACUCGUAUGCGAUGCAUGCUCCAUUCUCGAACCGCCCUGCCUCGCCCCAUCGAGCCAUGUAUGGCAUCACGCAGCCGAACCGGUCGACGCCGCUGCACGUCGUCCUCUUCAAGUGUGCCAGGGCCGAUGUCUUCUACAUCCAGGAUGGCACGGGCCUGACUGUCAAGCCUGGCGAUCUGGUCAUCGUCGAAGCAGACCGUGGAACUGACCUCGGCACCGUGGCGGCCGAUAAUGUCGACUGGGUCGAGGCAAAGCGGCAGAAGGAGCACUUCGCCGAGGAACACUACAAGUGGCUCAUGAUGUACUCGCAGAAUGCAGGCGUUGCGCAGGAUGGCGUCGGUGCGGGGCUCAUGGCAGCGUCCAACGGCCUCCAGGGCAGCGCCGUCGGUGGCAUGGGGCCUCCGGGUCAGCACCACAUGCAGGAGCCCAACGCCGGCGAGCUGAAGCCCAAGCUUAUCAAGAGGCUUGCUCAGAACCACGAGAUCCAAGCGCUGCGGGACAAAGAAGGCAACGAAGCCAAGGCGAAGCGGGUUUGCAUGCAGAAAGUCAAAGAGCAUGGCCUCAACAUGGAGAUCCUUGACGCCGAGUUCCAGAUGGACUGGAAGAAGUUGACCUUCUACUACUUUGCUGAUUCAUACAUCAACUUCAACUCCCUGGUGACCGAUCUCUUCAAGAUCUACAAAACCCGGAUCUGGAUGUCGGCUAUCAACCCGGCGUCCUUUGCGAGCCAGCCGCUGGGGUUGCAAGCGCCCAGCGGAAUUGGUCCUGGCGCAGUUGGAGUUGGCCGCGGCGGUGCAAACUCUGACCGACGGCAAAACACUCAGCCCGAGCCCCAGGCGAACCGCACCUUUCAGUCACCAGCUGCCGCCUUCCCUCAACCGUUUGGUGCGGAUCGGCCUGCCGUGCCAACAGCAGGCUAUGCUGCAGCUUCUGGCUACCAAUACGCUCCUUACAAUGCCUUCGCAAACGCUGGCAGGCCUGCCACGGGCACGGGACUGCCUUUUGUGAUGGGCAUAGUUCCUACCGGCGACUCUUACCCAGCCAACUUCCAUCCGGGAGUUGUUGACUAUGCGUCGAUGCGUACCCGUCUUCCGACUCCGCAGUCUGGCGGGGCUGGGCAGCACGACCAAGGAAUCUCGCCGCUUGUCGCACCUGGCGACAUGACUGCCUCUUUCCAGGGCUUGUCCCUCAACUCGCGCUGAUUUGAAGAAGCCCACAUUAUCAAUCGGCCUGCGCUCUUGGCCACCUCCUUCACUACCGUGAUCUAGAGGCUCACCCCACUCGUUGCCACGACUCUCGAUACCCUUUCUGGAUCUCGCGCAUUCGCUUGCGCGUUCUAUAUCUAGGCCUUAACGCCCGCCCUUCCCCCUGAGAGCGCAGGAGAAAAUCAGCAUACAAGAUUACUAUUCCAACCAGAACCGAGGUAAAGCAUCGUUGCUUCACACAUGGCUGGCCACCAGGCCUCGGCUCGCCACACGACCCUCGAAACAAAUACAGAAUGUCUGCCAUCUCAUAAUCUACAAUAUGAGCUCAUUUCUUUCAUUCGUCCUCUUGUGGAGCUAUCAACCAGUUUCGCUGCCUUCUAGCCGCUGUGUCUCGGGACGACGGCGGGAUCGACCUCACGACGAUGAUUUUUACCGCAUAAAUCUUGCACUACACCAAUUUGCCGCUCCCUCCUUCACCUAUCUCCUUCAUCGGCAGCCCUACGCAUGAUGCGCUUGGACAUGGCACCGCGGUGGGCAGAUCGCUUCACCUCUUACUUCUUCCCGACACAGACAUUCCUUCUUUUUCUGUUUCCUAUCGCAGGUUGGGGAUAUGAUGACCAUGGAUGGAAAGAACUGCAGAGAGAUUUCAAUUUUGUUGCAGAUUGGGCUCGUCAUAGAAAGACUUAUUUUUCUCUCAUGUUUUCUUGUCCCUUUCUUCAAACCUGUCGGCACGAGCAUGAUGUAAUAUCGACACUACAAAAGGGACUGUCUGGGUUUUGGUUCUUGCGAAGCCGGAAUUUUUCUCGUGUACGACUGGAUUAUCUUUUGUCUUCGGCUAUUACUAAAAGAUUUUGUCCUGCCCCUUUGCAUUUAGACUGGGUUAGGAAGAAGGGGAGGGUACCGUGUAGGUACAAAAUAGUUAUUGUUUUGUUCUCGA
Molecule: messenger RNA, 5888 nt
Organism: Gaeumannomyces tritici R3-111a-1
Lineage: Eukaryota; Fungi; Ascomycota; Sordariomycetes; Magnaporthales; Magnaporthaceae
Product: PSP1 domain-containing protein
Exons: 4
Coding region: 2144-4948 (934 amino acids)
Cellular component (GO): cytoplasm
Source: RefSeq, a predicted model, not a curated record